ACCGCUUAAUACGUAUCAAUAGUACAACAGCAGGCAAAUUUGUAUGAAAAUUACACCAUACCUAAGCAUUGCUCUAAAGAUUAAUAGUAAAAUCGUACAAAUUUGAUCGCUAAACGUAGAAACCACUGAAAAACCGAAAAACGAAAGGGACUCUGGCAGGGAGAAAAGUAGGGGAAAGGGCCAACCCCAAAACUUCCUGCAGACAGACAGAGUCACAGUUACAGUACGCAGCAGCACAGAGCUGCAGCAGCAAACCCCUCAGCCCCAGAAAGAGAGAGGAGAUUCCCAAAUUCGUCUUCACUUUCUUGCCUUCUUUCUCACCCUUCCCUCGAUUCUUCUUUAGCUGCCAACCAUGGAGACACCAAUUCCUACUCUGUAGACCCCCUAAAUUCUGGCCCUCUCAUCAUUUGUGACUUGUGAGUAAAUUCCUCGAUCGGUUCCUCCAAAUUGGAGCAGGGGGGGUUCUUUUGUUCUACUUCAUUUCCUAAACGAUGGCCGAUCAUGCCGACCCUUCGCCGCUCGUCCCUCCUACGCCGAUCACCGACGCCUCCGAGAUCGACCUCGAAGCAGGUCCUUGCGACCAAAUUCAGUGCCGAAUUUGCCUCGAAACUGACGGUAGGGAUUUUAUUGCGCCAUGCAAGUGCAAAGGAACAUCAAAGUAUGUACAUCGAGAAUGUUUGGAUCAUUGGCGAGCCAUAAGGGAAGGUUUUGCGUUUGCACAUUGCACAACUUGCAAGGCGGCGUACCAUCUGAGGGUUCAUGUUGCUGCAGAUAGGAAAUGGAGAACCAUGAAGUUUCGAUUCUUCGUGACAAGGGACAUCGCUUUUAUAUUUCUGACAGUUCAACUUGUAAUCUCGUCACUGGCUUAUUUGGUUUAUCUAAUUGAUAGGUCUCAGCAAUCAUGGCUACGUCGUACAUGGGGAUUUGAUAGCGAAAUUAGUUUCUACUACAUAUGCGGGGCACUGUUGUUCUUUGCCUUGCUGGGUCUAUCAGGGUGCUUUAUCACUUGCUAUGACCGGAGAGUGCGCAAUGACUUGACUCAACCAUGCCGAGAGGUGUGUCUUUGUUGUUGUCAACCGGGAAUCUGUGCGGACUGUCAUUUGCCCGGUACUCUUUGUAUGUGGACAGACUGUACCACAUGCUUUGAAAGCUGUGCCACUGCUGCUGGAGAAUGUGGUUGCUUAGGGGGUGCUGGCGAAGCAGGGCUACCUUUAUUGUUUAUAAUGGCUUUGAUUGUGCUCGGAUUGUUCACUGUCAUUGGAAUAUUCUACAGCGUCUUGGUGGCUACGAUGGUAGGGCAACGGAUUUGGCAGCGUCACUAUCAUAUACUUGCCAAACGGAUGCUGACAAAGGAGUACGUGGUCGAGGAUGUUGAUGGAGAGAUGACCAGUUCUGAUUGGACCCCUCCGCCCCUUCCACCGGAGCACGUUCAGCAACUGAAAAACCUCGGCCUCCUAUGACAACAUUAACAGACGACGGAAGGUAGAUAUUCGUGCGCCAUUGAUCGUGCUGUAUCAAAACAUCAUCAAUGUAGAGAGAGGGAAGGAUGAUGGAGUAAGUACAGGAUAGGUCGGCUACCUACUAUUACUGUAAGGCUUCUGGAGUAAGUACAGGAACUCUGGAUAAAUCCCAUGAAUAGAAGUUAACAAAAAAACCCCUCCUAUGCGCGUUUGUAACUCGUGAAAGUUGACGAAACGAGACAAGAAUAGAGACAUUACCAUUUGUACAACAUAAAGACUGUAUGGAUAUCAUUCUCUAUGAAAGGGGGGAAAUAGGUCAUGCCUUUGAGAUGUGGGGAGUCAGGCACAUUUCCUGCUUCUCAUGCAGCAACAUCUCAGAAUGUAUCUUGUUGUAACAGGGUUUCCCUGAAGCCUAUCUGGUGCACGAGAAGGUUCGAUUUGUUUCGAGAAGUUGGGUGCACAGAGAGAGAUGAAUUCCAUUUGGUAGACAAAAAAAAACAACAAAAUUGAAUUCUAAUUAGCAAAAGCAAUGUCUCAUUGAAUAAUAUGGAUUACAACCGCAACGUGCGUAAUCCUCGAGUGUUUAGUUGUCACUGUUGAGUUUGAAACCUUGUGCAGACUGGAGAAAGGUGAAGCUUGGCAGUCCACUCCUGGCCGACACAACCUGGCCGUUUGGUUUCUAUGCAAUAGGGACGUUCUUGUGAUUGCAGUUUGGGUAACAGCUCGUUUGUUGGUUACAUUUGGAUGGCUGCAGAGAACAAUGCAUGUGAACAUGUUCUUGUUUAGGCGAGAUGCUUAUCUGAUUGCCUCCUUUUAAUUAUUGUCUAAGAAGGAAAGAAAGG
Messenger RNA from Linum tenue, 2302 nucleotides. NCBI's taxonomy places the organism in Eukaryota, Viridiplantae, Streptophyta, Magnoliopsida, Malpighiales, Linaceae. The record is from the annotation of a GenBank genome assembly.